UCUAAAGCAUGAUUCAAAACCAAAUAAAAUAAGCCAGUUUUCUUGCAGAAUUCGCAGCAAUAAUAAAGACUAAAAAAAAAACCACAAGAACAAUGGCAAAAUAUAUUUCUUUAUGUCUGUCGAUAGUUGUUUUUAAUCUGGAAUCGAUUGCGAAGACGGGUAUUACGAUAACCCGAGGAUCCAAGGGGAAACCGAAACUAAUGCUGGCCGGAUUUGCUUACUUUCGCAAUAAUGUAAAAGGUUCAAAGACUUAUUGGUUGUGCGCCAUGAAUCGGUCGAAUCGCUGUAAAGGUCGAUUGAUUACUUGCUCCUCUAGCGGUGAAUUGGUGAUAAAAAAUCAGGCACAUAAUCAUGAUUUAUUUCUUUUGAACUAUUUGGCAGGCAAUAAGAUUUUCGAGUCCAUCAAUUACGUAAAGGGUCAGCGUGGUUCCCGCAAAAUGGUCUGCGGCGGCUUCUCCUACAUAUGUGCCAAGAUUAAGAAAGGUCGCAAAUAUUGGGUGUGCUCCAAGCAGCGCAGUAGAAAUUGCAAGGCACGCAUCAUUACCGAUCUGGAGGAGGCCGAGUUCUAUACUCGCAACUUAACCCACAACCAUGGCGAAGACAACAGUCUAUCCAAGGAUAGUUCCUAUGAGUUCCACCAAUCAUUUCGGAGUAACGAUUGAUAAAAACAAAUGAAGUAAAAAAAAAUAUACAUAAAAUGAAACAAUUGCUACGCCUUUCUUUUGUAGUUUGCACUACUAGAAGCUGUGUGAAAAUGAUUUUCCAGAUAUUUUGGCAAUCAA
Messenger RNA from Stomoxys calcitrans (stable fly), 782 nucleotides. RefSeq lists its product as uncharacterized. The transcript is spliced from 4 exons. Lineage: Eukaryota; Metazoa; Arthropoda; Insecta; Diptera; Muscidae. The record is from RefSeq and is a predicted model, not a curated record. Bases 93 to 662 code for a protein of 189 amino acids.